AAAUUUUCAUAGGAUUAUUUUCAGUCAGAGCGCUUCAUUUUUUUCAUUUUUCAAAAAAGGCUUCACACGAAUUUUCGCUUCGCAUUAUAAAAAAAAAAAAUAUUCUUACGCCUCCAGACUUUAAAGAAAUAUCGCCAUUCCGAUGGAGUUGGGCGAAAAACAAUCGUGUGAUGGCUUUACGCUCGAUACCACCUCAAGUUCGAAAAUUAAUGUGCCCUGCGGUGAUCUUGAACCGCGGCGAAUAGCUGAACACAUUGAGAAGCCAGAGAAAUCAGAAGAAUCAGACGAUCCAUGUGCGCACCUGAUAUCCACGUCAUCUUCCUCGUCGACCAACACAAUGUUGAGUCAAUAUUUCGGUUCCGAGUGUCAGAAACGCGAUCAUACGCGUAAAGAACCACCCAACAUAGGCUAUGAGCUGAAUGUGGCCAAAACUAUUAUGCAACAAUAUAGCACUAUUAGCGGAGAUAAUUUAUUUGAUCACUUAUCGGACAUUAUCAAACGAGUUAUUGACGAGCGUCCACCGAACGUAAUAGAUUUCUUUGAAGAAUUCAGUCGCAAUGUACGUGAGCAGAAGUUGCAUUUACCAGAGCGUUUUCCACCGGAUGGAGUCUUUGAAGAAUCUCGCAUUUAUCGUGUGGCGAAGAAGUUUCUUUUGUCUAUGAAGUUACCCGUACCUGAACCGAACGAGCUGCAGGUCGCUGACGAAAUGGCCACUGUCGAGGAGUCCAAAUCUGCCAUUCUAGACGGUAUUAAACUCGACAUAUUAGACUUGAGCCGUUUCAUAACCUUUGACGAACGUGUGCAACAUUUGCAAUUCUUCUGGAAUCAAUGUGGUUUCGGCAUAAACUCGGAUGAUAUCUUUCAACUCGCCUGUGCCAUGGAUCGCCUACAGACACAUCCCUCUAUAAUGCAAUGUCGCUUUUGGGGUAUGAUAAAUGGACUCAAAGCUUCGUAUUACAUUGUAGAGGCGUCAUUAUCGCAUGAAGAAGUACUGUCGCGCGUUGAUCAAAUGACAGAAGAAUUACAAGAAAAACAUAAGGAAAUGCUUCACCGCAUGGUUUCUGGUACAAAGCCGCUACCGACAUUUGUUGGGCCCGAACUAACGCCCGGCAAAUUAGGUUGGGAUGAUCACCCAAUUGAAGAAAUUGAAAAAAUGGUGCCAGAAGCUGCACCCAUACCAUUGGCUGAAACUAAAGAAACUUUCAAUAUACCACCAGAGACUGUCGGUACCGGCGCAAAUCGCUUUUCGUAUUUUGUGGUGAACUCAGUAUCCGAUGAUUGGAUGGAAUUGCCAAUGGUAACGCCUUCGCAAAUAAAAUUAUCACGUGAGAUAAAGAAAUUUCUAACGGGUGAUCUUGAAGCUGACAUUCAAUCGUAUCCAUGCUUUCCGGGGAAAGAGAAACAUUAUCUGCGUGCGCUCAUAGCGCGAAUAACAGCCGGUACAUACAUUGCACCCUACGGCUACUAUAGAACAAUGACGAAGAGAGAGAGACGUAUGUACGAUGGUAUAGAAGAUGAUGAAGAGGAGGAGGAGGAGGAACCAUCUCUUUUAGCCGAAGGCGAAGAAGACAUUAUUGAUAAUGACAUAAUGCUAUUGAAGAAUGAAAAAUAUCAACCGGAACCCCUAGAGACUCUUACAAAAUUACACAGAUGGUUGCAUGUAAGACCGAAUAUAUUGCGUCAGGGCCGCGUACUUUGGUAUGAUGAAUUGAAGGCACAUAAGUUGCGUGAAAAGGAAUUGGAGCGUCUACGGAAACUGCUACGUAUGGAAGAGAUGGGCGAGGAAGAAGAGGAUUUGGAACAAGAAGAAGAGGAGGAAGAUGAAGACCUUGAGGGUGAGGAGUUUUCCGUACCCGAAGAAGGACCACCGAUACUGCAUCCCUGCUCAAAUGAUCUUAGUGAUCAAUUCACCAUGCCGUGGGUAACACGUUUCACCAGUAAGUACACCAAUCGCAAUGAACGUAUACUCAUCAUACAAUCGAAUAUCUGGCCGGGUGCUUACACCUUCACCUUUGAAAAGAUGUGCGAGUCGAUAUAUGUAGGUUGGGGUCACAAAUAUGUGGCACGUAAUAUGCCAUUGAAACAUCUGCCACCUGUUUUGGAAGAAUAUCCACAUGAGGAUGAAGACUUCAUCGAGACCACAGAUCCAACGCCGGAGGAGGAGGAAGCCUAUCGUUUGAGCUUAAUCAAGAAAGUAAAGAAGGUGGACGAUGAAUUUUUGGAUGAAUAUGACGAAGAACUUUCGGCCGAAACUGCGGGUGAAGAUGAAGCAUGAUUUAUUGAAAUAUUUUUGGUUUUUAGUGCAACAAUUUUUGCAAACGUUUUAUAAAUGAGAUGAAAUGAAAUUUUAUGAAUUACA
This is a messenger RNA of Zeugodacus cucurbitae (melon fly), 2359 nucleotides long. It is a transcript of the gene Rsph4a, whose product is annotated as radial spoke head protein 4 homolog A. The coding region runs from base 143 to 2275 and encodes 710 amino acids. Gene Ontology annotation, cellular component: axoneme; radial spoke. The transcript has 4 exons. NCBI's taxonomy places the organism in Eukaryota, Metazoa, Arthropoda, Insecta, Diptera, Tephritidae. Gene Ontology annotation, biological process: axoneme assembly; cilium assembly; cilium movement involved in cell motility. The record is from RefSeq and is a predicted model, not a curated record.